This is a messenger RNA of Trichomonas vaginalis G3, 504 nucleotides long. Its product is annotated as ankyrin repeat, PH and SEC7 domain containing protein SECG-related family. Lineage: Eukaryota; Parabasalia; Trichomonadida; Trichomonadidae. The annotation marks the transcript as partial. The record is from RefSeq and is a predicted model, not a curated record. Gene Ontology annotation, molecular function: protein binding. The transcript has a single exon.
CAAUAUCUUAUCUCUAAUGGAGCUGAUAAAGAAGCAAAGAAUAAUAAUGGAUGGACUCCACUCAUUUGGGCAUCAAGAUAUGGUCAUCUUGAAGUUGUUCAAUAUUUAAUCUCUAAUGGAGCUGAUAAAGAAGCAAAGGAUAAAUAUGGAUAUACUCCACUCAUUUUUGCAUCAGUUACCGGUCAUCUUGAAGUUGUUCAAUAUCUUAUCUCUAAUGGAGCUAACAAAGAAGCAAAGGAUAAUGAUGGAUGGACUCCACUCAUUUGGGCAUCAAGAUAUGGUCAUCUUGAUGUUGUUAAAUAUCUUAUCUCUAAUGGAGCUGAUAAAGAAGCAAAGAAUAAUAAUGGAUCUACUCCACUCAUUUGUGCAUCAGAAGAAGGUCAUCUUGAAGUUGUUCAAUAUCUUAUCUCUAAUGGAGCUGAUAAAGAAGCAAAGAAUAAUGAUGGAAAAACGGCAUUAGAUCUUGCAACAGACAAUGUAAAAAAUUAUCUAAAAUCUUUAUGA